UUGUUUUUCGUCAAUGUGUUACGUAGCUCGGUGAAAGUCUAACGUUCAAGUUGUAUGUAAGAUGUCGCAGGAAAAUUCGGUGUAGAAAUUUGUAUAUCAAAAUUUGGUUCGUAACGCACUCAAGAACACACGCCAGCGCCAGAAUACCGCCAGCAGCUUAGCAGCUUAGCAGCAGUGCGCGCAGCACAUCUCCAUCUCCGUACCCGAGCAACAUGUCGCAUCAUCAGCACGCCCUCUCGGAGGCCACCACCCUCCGCCUGAUAAGUGGCUUGGUCGCCGCCGGCAACGCCACGCCCCCGGCCGCUCAGCCGCCCUCGCCGGCACAAGCGGAUGUUAACUGCUCUCCGGAAGUGGGCCUGGCAGCCGGUAAUGCGGCGGCUGCUCCGCCGGCCAGUGGCACGCCCACCGCCUCCAUGGCCGCCCUGGAAAUAUCCUCGGCUCGCCGGCGGAUGUUGCCACCGGUAACGCGACGUCCCUCGCAGGAGAGCGUCCACUCGGCGAACGAGAAUGGCAACUCGUGCCGCAUUUGCCGCUGGAACCGCAGCGACAUGGAGAUCAUGAAGUGUCCGUGCAAUUGCAAGGGCAGCGUGGGCUUCAUCCACCUCAAGUGCCUGAAACGCUGGAUCAUGCACCGGCGGGACAAUCGCUGCGAGAUCUGCAACGCGGUGUUCGACAUCUCGGAGGAGCGGGUCAGCCUGAAGCAGAUGGUGCGGACCUUCUGCUGCGGUCGCUGCUGCGGCCUGAUUGUGAAGCACCUGCUGUUCAGCGCCUCGCUGAUGCCUCUGGCCCACAUCAUUCUGCAGCAGGUUCUGCAGUGCAUGGACAAUCUCAACCAGGGCAGCACCGAGCAGCUCACCGUGCAGGAGGUGUUCGUCGCCUCCUGCGCCCUGCUCACCUCCAGCGCCCUGUUCUUCCACUUCUUCGAGUUCGUCACCACGCGCUGCCUGCUCAUCCGGAACAUCCUGCGCCACUGGUGGAUGUUCGGCAGCACCUCCGACUUUGCCCUGGUGGAGAUCGAGGACGACUCCAUCGAUCUGUUUUGACGAGGAGAGGGGAAGGUGGAGCUGAGAAGGAAGAUCGAGUGUUCGGCCUGCCCUUCUUCACCGACCGACCACCAACUUGGAUGAUUUCACCAAGAUCAAGUUAUAAACUAAUUUUAAUAUUCAAUAAAACCUAUUUCACAUCCUCCCCAAA
Messenger RNA from Drosophila biarmipes, 1194 nucleotides. RefSeq names its product E3 ubiquitin-protein ligase MARCHF7. Gene Ontology annotation, biological process: protein ubiquitination. The coding region runs from base 213 to 1043 and encodes 276 amino acids. Lineage: Eukaryota; Metazoa; Arthropoda; Insecta; Diptera; Drosophilidae. Gene Ontology annotation, molecular function: ubiquitin-protein transferase activity; zinc ion binding. The transcript is spliced from 3 exons. The record is from RefSeq and is a predicted model, not a curated record.